UGCCGCGCAAUACUGAAAGGAUGGUUGCUCCUGUCUGUCGAGUGUGUUAGGUUUGUCAAACAUGUAACAGACAAAAUGAGUCGUAUUGUCAAAGAUUUAGUUGUGUCGGAGGAAGAAGCGGAGCUGAAGAAAAGAGGAUAUUGUCUCGGAACUACUCUUGGAGAAGGUUCUUACGCUAAGGUGAAGAGCGCGUAUUCCGAGAAGCUUCAGAAGAGGGUUGCUGUCAAAAUUAUUAAUCGCAAACGUGCACCAAAGGACUUUCGUGAAAAGUUUCUUCCGCGGGAACUUCAAGUAUUGAAAGUGGUGGAUCAUCAAAAUGUUGUCGCUUUGUAUGAUAUCCUGGAGAUUCACCACAAGUUAUACAUAGUGAUGGAGCAUGCAGGUCAUGGUGACCUCUUGGAGUAUAUAAAACUGAGAGGGGCCCAGCCUGAAGACCAAGCCCGCAAGAUGUUCAAGCAGCUAAUGGAUGGGAUAGACUAUCUCCACAAGAAUCACAUAGCCCACAGGGAUCUCAAGUGCGAGAACCUCCUCCUAGACAGCCAGAACGUAAUCAAGGUAUCGGAUUUUGGCUUCUCCCGCUUCUAUGACAACGGAAUGACCAGUAAGACCUUCUGUGGAAGUGCUGCGUACGCAGCACCGGAAGUUCUCCAAGGUAUCCCGUACUUCGUGCCUCUCCACGACAUCUGGGCAAUGGGGAUCAUCCUGUAUAUCAUGGUGUGUGCCUCAAUGCCGUACGACGACUCCAACUUAAAGCGCAUGAUCAGAGACCAGACUGAAAAGAAGGUCAGUUUCUCCAAGUCCAAGAAGAUCUCCCCUGAAUGUAAGGACUUGAUGCACCGAAUUCUCGAGGUUAACGUCAAGAAACGUGCCACCAUUGUCGCCAUGUCGGAGCAUCCGUGGAUAAAAGAGAGCAAUGGUGCCCCAACUACACCACUGAGCCAGGCUUCCUCGCCACAGCCAGUCAGCAGCGAGGACAAGAAAAAGGACAGGGUGAGCGAAGAUAAACCUCGCCCAACACUUCUCACUAACCUUCACCUUAGACCGGAAGAGAGGGAUGGCAAAAAGAAGUCCAAGGACAAAAUCGGAAAGAGUGAAACGCCGGAUAUUCCUCUUCAGCCGGAGGCUAAGGCGUGAGUGCGGUUGCGUGAAUGAUUUCUCAAACAUUUCUCUAACGCUGUCAGUGCGUUGUGAGGUUUUAUUGUUUCCUCCAUCAAGAAAGUGCAAUAUUUGUUGAGAUUUAAUAUUUCUAAUUUUGUGUUUUAGUUUUAUGCUAAUGGGUGUAUCUGGCUGGGUCUGAUCAUAUUUAUGCGCUCGUUUGCUGAACAAAAAUUAACAUUUAGAAUCAAAGGCAAUAUAAUAUAUUUAUAUAUAUUAUACAAUUAUUAUUGCAGUUUUGGCAAAAUG
Haliotis rubra (blacklip abalone) is the source of this 1404-nucleotide messenger RNA. Its product is annotated as testis-specific serine/threonine-protein kinase 3-like. Gene Ontology annotation, biological process: microtubule cytoskeleton organization; protein phosphorylation; intracellular signal transduction. The annotation marks the transcript as partial. Gene Ontology annotation, cellular component: cytoplasm. The transcript is spliced from 4 exons. Gene Ontology annotation, molecular function: tau-protein kinase activity; protein serine/threonine kinase activity; ATP binding. The record is from RefSeq and is a predicted model, not a curated record. Lineage: Eukaryota; Metazoa; Mollusca; Gastropoda; Lepetellida; Haliotidae.